CCAUUGCCUAUCGCAACACAGAAUGAACUAGUGGGAACAGAAACACUAUGGCUGCCAGUCUCUCCCUGACUCAGCUUUCAAGUGGGAAUCCUGUCUAUGAGAAAUACUAUCAACAGGUAGAUCCAUCCGGCAGUGGCCGUGUAGCAGCUGGCGAUGCAGCUUUAUUUUUAAAGAAAUCUAGCCUUGCAGAUCUGGUCCUUGGCAAGAUAUGGGACUUGGCAGAUUCAGAGCGCAAAGGCUCACUGAACAAGCAGCAAUUUUUUGUAGCUCUCCAUCUGGUAGCGUGUGCUCAGAAUGGACUUGAUGUGUCUACUAAAAGUCUGAAUGCUUCUGUCCCUCCCCCAAAGUUUCAUGACACUAGCAGUCCUCUUCAGUUUGGCCCCGUUCCAACAGACACACCAUGGAUAGUCAAGCCAGAGGAGAAGCUGAAAUUCGAUGCCAUCUUCGAAAGCCUCUCUCCAGUGGGCGGCAUGCUUACGGGCGAUAGGGUCAAACCAGUGCUUCUCAAUUCUAAACUCCCAGUGGAUGUUCUUGGCAGGGUUUGGGAGCUCAGUGACAUCGACAGAGAUGGAAUGCUGGACAAAGAUGAGUUUGCUGUGGCCAUGUAUUUGGUAUACAGAGCCCUGGAGUCUGAGUCAGUUCCCAUGUCUUUGCCUGCUGGUCUGAUUCCACCUUCAAAAAGGAAAAAAGUUGUCCCGCCCCCUGUAAUUCCCCUCCUCACAUCACCUUCACUGCAUAAAGAGAGAGGCUCCACCCACUCUGGAUCUAAAACACUGCCAGCUAAACCUAACCCACCACAGUGGGUGGUAUCUCCUACAGAUAAAGCCAAAUACGACGAGUUAUUCAUUAAGACAGACAUUGACAUGGAUGGCUUGGUAUCAGGUGCUGAGGUCCGAGAUAUAUUUCUCAAGACGGGUUUGCCAUCUGCCACCCUGGCACGCAUUUGGGAGCUUUGUGAUAUAGGCGACGUCGGGAAGCUGACCAGAGAGCAGUUUGCACUGGCUCUACAUCUAAUCAAUCAGAAGCUCUCAAUGGGAAUAGAACCGCCCCAGGCUCUAUCUCCAGAAAUGAUCCCUCCUUCUGAUAGGCUAGCACGACAGAACAAUGCCUUAUCACUUCAGGCCGCAGAUUUCUCUGCUAUUAAGGAGUUGGACUCACUCAGUAAUGAGAUCAUGGACUUACAGAGGGAGAAGGGUGCAGUGGAACAGGAAAUCAAAGAGACAGAGGAAACCAUCCGACAGAGGACCAGCGAAGUCCAGGACCUGCAGGAGGAGGUCCAGAAGGGGUCAGAGGAGCUGGGCCAUCUUCAGGCGGAGCGACAGGAGGUGCAGGAGAAGUUGGAGAGGAUAGAUGAGCAGAAACGUUCCCUAGAGGAGCAGCUCAGACUCAUACAGCAGCAAUGCAGCCAGGAGAGUCAACUGAUCCAGUCAUUGCAGGCAGAGCACUCAGAGCAGGAGCAGAGAAUCGGUGACUUUGAGGAGGAGUUGAGCAGGGCCCGGGAAGAGUUGCUUUGUCUGCAGGACGAGACGAGCCGACUGGGAGAGAAAGUCCAAUCUGCCCGUGCUCAACUCUGCCCCCUAGAGGACGCUGUGAAAGAAUCUUGCACACAGAUUUCUCAGGAACAGGAGCGUUUGGCGGAACUCAAAACAGAGGAGAGAGAAGUGACUGCACGGCUCACCUGGAAAGUUCUGGAGGAGCCAGUGCUUGUCAAUGGAACAGCACCCUCCUGUGAGCACACUGAGCAACCACAGCUGCCAGAGAAACACAGAGAGCACAAAUUCCAGGAUGAGGAGGAACAAACGUCCACAGACGAGCCGCUGGAGCUCAGAGUCACUGAGGAGGUACCCUCAUCAGAAGCGGAGGAAACAUCCACCAGCAUAGAGGAGCAGGAACCUAAUGCUGAUAUUUUUUCUGUUGACCUUUACACAAGUACACUCUCCACUGCCAAUUCUACUGCUAUAGCCUGGCCUCAGGGCAACAUGGAAAGCACAACAAGCCCAGUUAACACAGAGCCAGAGGAAGAGAAGGAAAAGGCAGAGGAUCAGGCUGCCACCAGCACACCAAAGGCAGAGUCUGUGGAGCUAGAGAAGGAAGCUGCCCAGCCAGCUCUAAAACCGCCCACCAAACCGACCGCUGUUCCUGGCCUUGACUUUUUCCAGUCCGACCCCUUCACUGAAAGUGACCCAUUUACUGAUGACCCUUUCUUAAAAGUUGACGUUUCUGAUCCUUUUGGUGGCGACCCCUUCAAAGGCUCUGAUCCUUUUGCGGCUGACAACUUCUUCAAACAGCAUUCCGUCGGUUUCCCUUCAGGAGACCCUUUCAUCUCCUCUGACCCAUUCAACACCACCACAGACCCCAAAGAGCCAGAUCUAUUCACAUCCAGGACCAGCAAUGCAGUUGUACCAGACCCAUUUUCUUCUAGCAAUAGUAACAUCCAAGAAACAGAUCCGUUUGGAUCCAAAAUGGACACCCUGGCAGACUCCCAUCCCUUUGGUUUGGCUGGCACAGGGCACGACCCGUUUGAAGGAUCAGAGAUACCUGCAAGAGAUGGGCCAGUAGCAGCCAAUGAUCCUUUUGCCCCAGGAGGAACAACAGUGGUCGCUAACUCAGACCCUGAUCCAUUUGCCGCAGUUUUUGGCAAAGAGACUUUCAUUGGAGGUUUCGCAGACUUCAGCAGCUUAGCCAAGUCUAAUGGUGCUGAUCCAUUCGACUCGAGUACAAACAAGAAUUUAUUUAAUGAGGACACUCAGUCAGAUGUGCCCCCAGCUUUACCGCCCAAAACCGGAACACCCACCAGACCUCCCCCUCCACCUCCAGGUAAGCGGUCCAACAUCCAUAGAUCGGAGUCGUCAGAGUCAUUUCAGAGGUGUGGUCUUUUCAAGGCCCCGGGUUCUGGAGAGUUCUCUUCCCUCCCCGCUAAAGACUCUGUGCCAGACCCCUUCGCCCCUUCCUCACCCCACCAAGCCCCGCGUGACCCCACCCGAUUCGCCAGCUUUGACAAAUACCCCACAGAGGAGGACAUGAUAGAAUGGGCGAAGCGGGAGAGUGAGAGAGAGGAGAGGGAGCGCAUGGCUCGUCUGACCCAGCAAGAGCAGGAGGAUCUGGAGCUGGCGAUUGCCCUCAGCAAGUCUGAGCUGUCCUGACCCACACUGGACACAGCACCAGCACCACCACUCAAGUCACACUAACAGGAAGGGGGAGGAAACGAGGAAGAGCUGUAACCACCUUUAUCAGCAGAAUUCUUGGUACCACCUCCAUCUCCAGCCACUUAAUAAUCUUCUAGGACUCCAGCUCUCUCUGUUUCUCCACGGAGUUCUCCUGGAACCAGCUGGAAAAUGUAUGAAGGCCAAGUGAGGAUGGAGGAAAAGGUAACAGACUAAUUGCAGCCUUGUUGGCUUGAAACCUCAAAUCGAGAGACUUCCAGUAAUCUCCCGCUUGCAAUUUGGACAGCUCAAAAUCCAUUCGACUGUGACCCAUUAAUAGCGCAUGAAAAGAAAAAACUACUUGAACAAAUCUACCCCACACUCCCCCAUUUUAAUACUAUUGUAAGGUUACCAAUGCAAUGAAUGUAAAUCUGUGAAGUGGAGUUGGGGUUGAAGAAAUCCAUAACAAGCCUUAGGUUCAGUAUCAUUUUCUUUUUGGGUAAUAAUAACACAUUUGGGCAAAGUUUACAAGCAACCAAUCUGGGCAGCUUCAUCCACUUUUCAAAGUUUCACAGAUUGAUCCUUUGACACCAGAGGUUUAUUGUGGGCAUGUCAGUUCAGUCUCAGGAACAUAUCUCACAAGCCUUAUAACCUGCAACCUGUUCAGUGGAGGUGCUUGCUUCUUAAUUCCAUUGAAGCAGAUACUGGAAUGAAAUUUUGACCCUACAAAAAAGUUCAGAACAACACAACCCUCAUUUAACUUCAUGUGUAAUCUUUAUAAUCUUACAGUGCAGCAUUUAUACUUUAUUUAGACCUUUUCAAGAAUGCCAAACAUCUUGACAAAGUACUAAAAGAGCAUUAAAAAUGUAUGAAGAGCUGUUAUAAAUAAUACAAAUGUACAUAUUUGUGAAUUGUUUGCCAGUAACCUUGUGCUACAGUGUAUUCAUAUACUAAAUCAUAUUCUAUUUUAUAAAAACAAAAAUGUCAUAGUAAAAUACAGAAUAGUAGCAGUUUGCUUUAUAUUUGUAACAGAAAAACAAAAUACUCCCUUUAUCCUUCUCCAGUUGUCAAGUGCCCAAGCAAUAGGAUGAGAGAUGAUUUAAAAUCCUGGAACAAAAAUGGAGCAGACCUUGUAUCUGAUUACAGAAAGCAUUAUGAGUAAAUUUGAGUAUAUAACAUUGAGCCAUGUGUAAUUGGGUUUUAAUGUCUUUUAUAGUGCCUACUAGUUCUAUCUUGCCUUGGAUAUUGCAAAGAGUAACUAAAUCAGCUUACAGUGAGUCCAAGAUUAUCAAUCAACCUGAUGUUGCUUAUAGUUUCAUAACAUUACACUUGACAGCAGCACCUUGCAUGCUCACUUUGCUAGAUGUUUUGUCAAUUAGAAAACAAAAACCACUAGCUUGUGCUGCUUGCCUUUUUUAUUCUUCCGUUAUUUCUUACGAGCCACAUUUCAAAAGACAUUUUAAAAUAAUGUCCUGGGGAUCAAUAAUGCGAGCGUGUCACAUUUUCAUAUGUACACAAAUUGGUUUAAGCUUUGCGGACACUGACUUUCAAAUUUGAAUUACUGAUCUAUUUAAUUAGCAGUGAAUUUGCAACAUGUCUUAACCAUUUCAGUUGUGUUCUGUAUGUAGUUUCACCAGUAGAUGGAUCCACCGAGACAGUAUAUGCAUUAAGCCUAAUAGACAAGAACCUGCUUUCUACAUUCGGUCUCGUAUGCAGUGUCUUCACUCUGAAGUCUUCAGUAACUUAAAGGGUGAUGUCUGUUCACUGUUUGACAAUAGAUUUGCUUUGUGAAAGUGUUCUUUCAGGCAGACUUUAUUUAUGAAGAAUUUGCCUGCAAGAUGGUAGAAAGGGACAAGACAGAAUGUGCUAUUUUUAAAUGCUUUGAUAAAUUUUCAGGAUUGACCUUUUGACAUUAAUAUUUGCUUUUUGGUUCAGGACACUAGCUUGGCAUUGGGCACAUAAAUAUGUGGGUAGACGUGGAAAUAAAGCACUAAACAUAGAAGGGAAUAGCCAACAUCUCCAGGGUCUAAUAUGACUUAUGUCUGCCCAAUGCAACAUUUACAUGAGAAUUAUAGCGAUUUGGAUUGUUAUUGUCAAUGUAGACAGACAAACCUAUUCGCACACUCCCCAUUUCAAACUCAAGGCUCGAUAUUUUGUUUAUGGCUGCUGCUUCCCUGUUAUUUGACUUGCUUAUUGUUAAAGUGUUCUCUUAUGCUCUGUCUAUUGUUGAUCUCAUAUGUAUUAAUGUAUAUGCUUUGUGUGCCUCUAAAAGAAAACCACUUAUAUAUGUUGGCCACUGACUGCCUUUUAAGAACAGGCACAUUUUAUUUUUUAACUUCACUUAAAUGGAGGCAAUUGUUUAAAUAUGUUAAGUAACAUGUAAUUAAAAUGAACAAAAUAUUAAACUAUUAAAAAUGUAUAGU
Xyrauchen texanus (razorback sucker) is the source of this 5566-nucleotide messenger RNA. RefSeq names its product epidermal growth factor receptor pathway substrate 15 (gene eps15). Gene Ontology annotation, molecular function: cadherin binding; calcium ion binding. Gene Ontology annotation, biological process: endosomal transport; endocytosis. Lineage: Eukaryota; Metazoa; Chordata; Actinopteri; Cypriniformes; Catostomidae. The record is from RefSeq and is a predicted model, not a curated record. Gene Ontology annotation, cellular component: plasma membrane; clathrin coat of coated pit; cytoplasm. The coding region runs from base 48 to 3143 and encodes 1031 amino acids. The transcript has 25 exons.